CGCUGAAAAAUGGCUGACAACUGCCAUGCCUAACGCAUGUCUGAAAAGCUUGGAAAAAAGGAAGCAAAAUGGAGUUACCUUUGGAUGAGGAGGAUGGCACUUUCACCAACAUUUCUUUGGCAGAUGAUUCAGACCAUCAUUCCGGAAUACGCUCUUCAGCAGUGGAGAGAGCCCAUUCUACAAUGAUGAACGCCGACAUGGAUGCUGUUGAGGCUGAAAAUCAGGUGGAAUUAGAAGAGAAAACACGGCUUAUUAACCAAGUGUUGGAACUGCAGCACACACUUGAAGAUCUCUCAGCACGAGUAGAUGCUGUUAAGGAAGAAAACUUGAAACUGAAAUCAGAAAACCAAGUUCUUGGACAAUAUAUAGAAAAUCUGAUGUCAGCGUCUAGUGUUUUCCAAACAACUGACACAAAAAGCAAAAGGAAGUAAGGGUUGACUCACAGAUGAUGUCAUUGUAUUGCUGCUGUCUUUUUUUGUUUUAAUGGGCACAGGCUACAUGAGCUCAACUACCUUAGUUUGUGGCUUUACUGGAUACCUGAAGAUGAUAAAUUUUGGUGAUAAACAGAAUUAAGGACAUAUUGUGUAUUGUUAAGAUUAAGCAAUUUGCAAAUGUAGCGUAGAGACUUACUAAACUUUUGUAUUUGUUUUUAAAAUGAGCAUACCUUGUUGAAAACUGGAUUUGGUUUGUCAGGUGAAACAAAAGUCUGUUGGUGCUCUUUGAGGUUUUAGGGUAGGAUUCGUGACUAGCAAAAUAAUACGGUUAUAACCAAGUCGGGAAAAAUAUUUGAAUUGCAUCACCUCUUUGACUUAAAAUAUAUUUAGUGUCUAGUACUGUUAAUAGCUCUGCAAAGCACCUUUAAACAAAAACCUAUAAACCAGUUAAAGAAUUUCUGUGAGGUAGUGACAGCAUGACCUUAUUUGUAGGGUUUGCGUACAGAAAAACACUUAAGAUGUUUUGGGAAGGGGGAGGGUAAGGGAAGAGGAACAAGGUUAAGCAGCUUCAUCGGGGAAAUACCAAGCUGAUGCAGUAUCGGAGUGUAAGGUGUACACUUCAAACAGUUUUCACUUUCCUGUUUCCUCAAAGAGUGAUCAGGCACAGCAUCACCAUGUAUAAUCUUCCAGAAGUUUUUCAGUUUUUGAUUAAGAGUUAAAUUAAAAUCUGAGUAAUGAGCUUUACAGAAACAGGUCAUCAGUGUUGCUCACGCUCGUUGUGACCAACCUGCCGUGAGGAACCGAGUACAAGCCUUUCCUUGCCACCUGUUACUUUCUUCUGCAGUGCCAAACUUGUCAUUGCUUCAGGCCUUAGAGCCACUGUUUUCCUGCCCCAGAGCCUCAGCUUGCGAAGUGCUUCGUGAAGGUGGAAGCUAACCGAGGAGCAGCUUCAGUUGUAAUUAAAUAAGGCGGCCUUGGUACUAUUUAGUCUUCCCUGACUAUAGAAAAUUCUCAGUCUGGGAUCUGGCAUCCUCUCGGGAAGACCACUUUUACUAAGCUACGAUGUGGCUGGUGAGAGUGCAGGCUGCAGAGGUCCGAUACUCUUGGAGUUCCAAAGAUGACCGAGUUUUAAUAGCAAGGCAUCCUGGAACUGGAUUAUCAUCAGUUUGUUAAUUUCAAAGCACUUUCAAGCAGCCAUGAUAGCAAGGUCAAGUAUUUUUCCUGAAAUACCUGUUCAGCUAUAAAUGGACUACACGCAGGAACUGCGUGUGAAACCUCAGUGUUAAAAGUGUCAGUGGAAGGGUGUUCCCCUUUUGCCUGGCUUUCCAGAUCUACAGCCUCAGAUCCCCUAAAGCUCUGACAUUUCUCCCCCAAUUACUAGCAUAACACUAGAUCCAAGUAAGCCAGCAUGCAGAAGGAUGUCUUCUAUCUCCAGGUUCCAGAUAGUCAAAGUCAUUAAGUCUGUGUUAGAGUGAGACGGGCCUUAGCGAGUCAAUUACUGCGAAGAGCACCCUUGAGUCAUGGUCUUGUGAGGCCAUCUUACCCAUAACAAAUGGCUCCUUAUUUACUGAAGCGAGGCACAAGCAAAAAUGUUGAUGGGGCAUUAAUUAAGACUUUCUGGGAACCCGAAGUUCAAAACCCUAAGGGAAGACUAGCAUCCCCUGCCAGGGUGACCAAUCCCUGGGGUAACUAUAUCACAGCACAGAAAAAAAGCCACCCCGAAACCACUCCCAAAUACCAGAACAAUUCCAAAGGACUUUUACCAGGCUCAGACAAGAUUCAUUCAAACGGAAUGCCAGACUGUUCCCUGACAGCUCACAGUAGCUGUUACUAGCGGGAUACGGCAUUGCUCGCAACUUCCAUUGCUGAGAAGGCACAGGCAGGCAGAGUGCUCACUUCUUAACCUUUUGCAUGUAGACCCUAAAUAAAGAGGGGGGAACCUGCAUUUAGCUGUCAAAACCCCAAGCAAAAGGCCAGAGGCCUUUCCGUGUAGUUUGCACAAAAUGGAGCCCCAAAUAAUUAGUUUUUGAACACUUCAACACGAGCACUUGAAGACGCUGGCUUCCUCGUUAGGGUUAAUUAAGCAUUCGUUUGUUAAGAGACUUCCAUGGAACCUUUGCUGACUCUACUUGUUGUGAGAAUAUUUCGGUGAACUAACUUCUUGUCAGGCAUGAGGAAAUCUGUUAGGUUCCUUAGGAAUUAAUGUAUUUCUACUUGGGUUUAAGGUAGAAGUGCUUUUGCUAGCCUUUUACGUUCUACUAACAGUAUUGGCAGCUGCCAAGCAGCAAGAGGUAUCUGGUGACUGCAGUUUUAUUGUUUGUUUUAACAUACAGCUGAACUUUAACAAAACAACGUUUCUUUCACAAUAGGCAGUUUAUUCAAACUGUAUUAUGAGAAUGCCCAGUUACUCACAUCUGUAAAAAACUUUUAUCAAUCAAAAAUUCUUAUCUAUAUUAAUAAAUUUCAUGUUAAGCAAGAAUUACUAAAUAUUUUUAGGAGGCAAUGUACACUUAGCAAGUGUUCUAUAAACCAAGGUUAUCCCACUCUGGCUUGGAACACAAGAACUAUAAAAGUUUGGAAAAGUUGCCUGUGGAUCACUUCUGCAGAUUUGGUAUCUGCAUCCGAAAGUGAAACAAGUCAUGUCAAUUAUCACUUGCUCUAGGAAUGUUCUAUUUUAAAAUAUCUCCUAAAAAUAAAUUACUGUUACCAAUGUCUAAAGUGAACAGGUGACCACCAAUCUAACAAGAUCAACUAAGAUAAAUAAUUUACAAUAAAAUUGUAAAUCAUCAUACAAAAACAGUUAUUGCAUUUAGCUCUGCACAGAAAAAGAGUACCUUUUCUCAUAGCAGCGUGAACUGCUGUAGCUGCGACCUAUCUCUACUAUCAUCCACUUGUAGCUGAAAAGUGUAAACAGCUAAUUUUGUGCUAGAGCUGCAAAAAUAUGAUAAAUUAUUAAUUUUAAAAAAUACUUGGAAUAAGUUUAUCCCCAACUAGUAUUAAUUUCUAGGAAUCUUCACACUGUAAGAAUCUUCACCUUAAAAUCAGUUGGCCAGCUUGUAAUUUCACUUCUAUUCUGAAUUCAAAACAUCACUGUACUCCUCACAGAUAGUAUUUCUCCUUAAAAAAAAAAAAGAAUCAAGGAAGUUAUGGAAGGUUAAAAGAGGUUACAUAGCAGUGAGUCCCCUUUUUUCCUUCAAAUCGCAGGAACUUGCAUGCUGUGAGGCCUGCUGAAGUGGCAUACCAAAAGUUACUGUUAGUUAGACCUACAAAUACUAGCUGGAAGUAACUCAGUGCUUUUGUACUCUCCUUUUGCGCACCGAUUUCAGCGGACCAUCUACAGAACCUGUGCUUUCAUCAGCUUCUUUCAUCUGAAAAAAAUAAAAAAAUCCAGCAUUAAAAUUGUAAA
This is a messenger RNA of Falco peregrinus (peregrine falcon), 3840 nucleotides long. RefSeq names its product short coiled-coil protein B. NCBI's taxonomy places the organism in Eukaryota, Metazoa, Chordata, Aves, Falconiformes, Falconidae. Gene Ontology annotation, cellular component: trans-Golgi network. The transcript is spliced from 4 exons. The record is from RefSeq and is a predicted model, not a curated record. The coding region runs from base 69 to 431 and encodes 120 amino acids.